This is a messenger RNA of Myotis daubentonii (Daubenton's bat), 4675 nucleotides long. RefSeq names its product Rho GTPase activating protein 6 (gene ARHGAP6). Lineage: Eukaryota; Metazoa; Chordata; Mammalia; Chiroptera; Vespertilionidae. Gene Ontology annotation, molecular function: phospholipase activator activity; phospholipase binding. Gene Ontology annotation, biological process: signal transduction. The record is from RefSeq and is a predicted model, not a curated record.
GAUCUGCUCCGGCCCCCGCCGGGGCACUGGUAGUGCGCUGCGGGCACGGGAGCCUGGCACCGGCCUCCACCGCCCUCCGAGCCCGGCAGCAUCGCCCGCGCCCCCUUUCCUCCCGCGCCCCAACUCGCCAGCACCCCGAGAGAGCGGGCCGAGGGUGGCCCGGGCCGAGCCCCGCCGAGAUGUCCGCGCAAAGCCUGCUCCACAGCGUCUUCUCCUGCUCCUCGCCCGCCUCGGGCUCCCCCUCAGCCCCCGGCUUCUCCAAGAGGAGGCUGCGCCAGACCCGCAGCCUGGACCCGGCCCUGAUCGGCGGCUCCGGGGGCGACGGGGGCGCGGAGGGCGGCUCGGCGGGGGCCCCGGGGGCCCGGCUCUGCUCCCCGCUGCCCCUGGCCGAGGGCCUCGGGGGUCGCUCGGCGUCCUCUCCGCGGGGCCCCCACGCCCGGGCCCACCGGCUCCCAUCGCCUCGACCCCUGUGCGCCUCCCUCUCCACGCCGAGCACCCCGCAGGAGAAGUCGCCCUCGGGCAGCUUCCACUUUGACUAUGAGCUGCCCCUGGGCCGCGGCGGCCUCAAGAAAAGCAUGACCUGGGACCUGCCGUCGGUCCUGGCCGGGCCGGGCGGCGGCCGGAGCACCAUCCUCUGCUCCUCCGGCGGCGGGGGCUCCAGCAGCAUCUUCGCUUCUCCCAAGAGGUGGCUCCAGCAGAGGAGGCUGCAGUCCCCACCCCACAGCCACGGCCACCCGUACGUCGUGUGGAAGUCCGAGGGUGACUUCACCUGGAACAGCAUGUCGGGCCGCAGCGUUCGGCUACGGUCAGUUCCCAUCCAGAGCCUCUCCGAGCUGGAGCGAGCCAGGUUGCAGGAAGUAGCUUUUUAUCAGUUGCAGCAGGACUGUGACCUGAGCUGUCAGAUCACCAUUCCCAAAGAUGGACAAAAGAGGAAGAAAUCUUUGAGAAAGAAACUGGAUUCACUAGGGAAGGAGAAAAACAAAGACAGAGGCGCAGUGAGAACCUGGCAGUGUUCUACAAGGCUGCGCAGGGAGCUGACUUGGGGAGAAAUAAAACAGGUCCUGAUGCUUCCAAAGGAAAGACACAUCACCCAUCCAACUAAGGGGAGAAAAACAAAGCUUCAUGGGGAAAAAAAUGAAUUCAUCCCGCAGGCAUUUGGAAUGCCCUUGUCCCAAGUCAUUGCAAAUGACCGGGCCUACAAGCUCAAGCAGGACUUACAGAGGGACGAGCAAAAGGAUGCAUCCGAUUUUGUUGCCUCCCUCCUCCCAUUUGGAAGUAAAAGACAAAACAAAGAACUGUCGAGCAGUAACUCAUCUCUCAGCUCCACCUCGGAAACACCAAAUGAGUCGACGUCGCCAAACACCCCGGAACCAGCUCCUCGGGCCAGGAGGAGGGGUGCCAUGUCAGUGGACUCCAUUACAGAUCUUGAUGACAAUCAGUCUCGACUUCUGGAAGCUUUACAGCUCUCCUUGCCUGCGGAAGCCCAAAGUAAAAAAGAAAAAGCAAGAGAUAAGAAACUCAGUCUGAACCCUAUUUACAGGCAGGUUCCCAGGCUGGUGGACAGCUGCUGUCAACAUCUAGAAAAACAUGGUCUCCAGACAGUGGGGAUCUUUCGAGUCGGAAGCUCCAAAAAGAGGGUGAGACAAUUACGCGAGGAAUUUGACCGUGGGAUUGAUGUCUCUCUGGAGGAAGAGCACAGUGUGCAUGAUGUGGCUGCCUUACUGAAGGAGUUCCUGAGGGACAUGCCAGACCCCCUUCUCACCAGGGAGCUGUACACCGCUUUCAUCAAUACUCUCCUGUUGGAGCCAGAGGAACAACUGGGCACCUUGCAACUCCUCAUCUACCUUUUACCUCCCUGCAACUGCGACACCCUCCAUCGCCUCCUCCAGUUCCUCUCCAUUGUGGCCAGGCACGCCAACGACAACGUCAGCAAAGAUGGGCAAGAGGUCACGGGGAACAAGAUGACAUCUCUAAACUUGGCCACCAUAUUUGGACCCAACCUUCUGCACAAGCAGAAGUCAUCAGACAAAGAAUUCUCCGUCCAGAGUUCGGCCCGGGCUGAGGAAAGCACAGCCAUCAUCGCUGUGGUGCAGAAAAUGAUUGAAAAUUAUGAAACCCUGUUUAUGGUUCCCCCGGAUCUGCAGAACGAGGUGCUGGUCAGCCUGCUGCAGACCGACCCGGACGUGGUGGACUAUUUGCUCAGAAGAAAGGCCUCCCAGUCCUCAAGCCCUGACGACAUGCUGCGGUCGGAAGUUUCCUUUUCGAUGGGAGGCAGGCACUCAUCCACAGACUCCAACAAGGCCUCCAGCGGAGACCUGUCCCCUUAUGACAACAACUCCCCCGUGCUGUCCGAGCGCUCCCUGCUGGCUAUGCAAGAGAACACGGCCCCGGGGGGCUCGGAGAAGCUGUACAGAGGACCAGAGCAGUACAUGCUGGUGGGCCACCUUCCAUCAUUGAAGUCAAGGGAGAGUUCUCCUGGACCACGGCUUGGAAAAGAUAUGUCUGAGGAACCUUUCAAUAUCUGGGGAACUUGGCAUUCAACAUUGAAGAGUGGAUCCAAAGACCCAGGAAUGACAGGUUCCUAUGGAGACAUUUUUGAAAGCAGCUCCCUCCGACCUGGGCCGUGCUCCCUUUCUCAAGGGAACCUGUCCUCACAUUGGCCCCGGUGGCAGGGGAGCCCCACAGAACUGGACAGUGGCCCGCAGGCCAUCCGAAGGACUCAGACCACGGCCACCAUCCCGGAGUGCCGGGCCCACCCUCCCGUAUCCCGUGUGUGCAGCACGCCCCACAUCCAGGGCGGCGGCAGGAGGUGGGAGCUGGCCACGCCCAUAUCGGAGCUGGCCACGCCCAUAUCGGAGCUGGCCACGCCCAGGUUUGAGCUGGCCACGCCCAGGCUGGAGCUGGCCACGCCCAGGCUGGAGCUGGCCACGCCCAGGCCGGAGCUGGCCACGCCCAGGUCGGAGCAGUAUUUGACUCUGAGCAGCAUGGAAGACCUCGCCGAGAGCGACCUGAACGUGGCCUGGCUGCCGAGCCGCGCCAAGCCUUUGCACCAGAGACCUCGGGAGAGGGCGAGGCCCGACUGCAGGCCGCCGCCUCCUUAUCCCGGGCCCGGGAAGCAAGCGGCGGCCCACCAGCCCGCAGAGCCCCCCCUGUGGAGGCGCCAGAGGCCAGAAGAAGCUUCAGGAUCGCCCUGGGAGGAGGGAAGCCCAGCAGCCCAGCCCAAACUGAGCAGCGCCUGCUCCGGUCCCGCCAGCGAUCAGAACAGUAAGGGCCUGGGGGAACCCAGCUGGCUCGAUUGGCAGAGAGAUCGGUGCCAGAUCUGGGAGCUCUUGUCCGCAGACAACCCCGAUGCCCUCCCGGAAACACUGGUAUGAGCCCACACCCAGCUUCGGUCCUCACGCCCCAACAGCCUUCUUCCACUCCGGAAGGAAAAGAGUUGGUGUUGGUCAAUUGGACAUUUCCUUACUUUUUCUUUUUUUACACUUCAAAAAAAAAAUAACACAAGGGAAACCCAGUUCACUUAAAGAUAGAGAGCACUAACACCCUCACCAUUUAUAAUAAGAUUCUAUUGCAUAGCCAGCCUUAGGGAAAUACAAAAUCAUAAACGGAUGGCAGUCUCUAAUAUAUAAACUGCUCACAUUGGCUCUAAGAUAAAACUCUUGCUUUGGUAUAGCUUCAUUGUAUUUAUGUGUCUUCAGUUUUGACUAUUGUAUAUUCUGUAACGGAUUAUGUAUGAUAAUCAUAUAUGAUAUAUUCACAGAAAACAAAAGGAACAUUUUUUAAAUCACUUCACUUAUACUAAGCAAGGAGAUUCUAUAGAAUGUUCUAGAAUAUGCACAAGCGGGUUUCUGUGCUUUUGCCAUAGCUUUUAAAGAGGGACAGUCCUUCCUUCAAUGCCUAAGAGAAACACUAACAAAACAAAGUAAAAGAGAGUAUGAGAAGCCAUAUUUUUAUAUAGUAGAGAGAUACAAAAAAUAUAGUCACUGAAUGAUUUUUCAUAUGGAAUAUAUUUUAAGGAAAUAUUAGAUUUGAUAUGUUAUGGAAUAUAUUUUUGGAAUCUGUUUAGAAAGGAUUCAGUUUAUCAAACAGGAGAAAGGCCGUGCCUAACAAAGAAAGAAUAAUUAAGAAAUCAUCCUUCCCAUUUUAGGUCAAAUUCAAUUUCAUAUAGACCACAUAUAAUAUAUAUUUAUAAUGUGUAACGUUUAUGUAUUUUUCAAAACUACAAACUGGAAUCUGACUAUAAAGUGAUUAGAGUAUUCAAAUUAGAGAACAUGGUUUUUCCUUUUGCCCCAUAAUCAGUAUUAACCAAAUUAUAUGCAAUGCUUUAAAAGUAAAUAAUAUUGGGAAAAAGACUACAGCUUUGUAUUUACAUUGUACCAAAGGCUGAGGAAAUGUUUUCUUCAGUAAUUUUGUGUGUAUUGUAAAAUGCUCCUUCCGUACUUCAUUCUGUGUAGUACCUUUGAAGUUUUUCAACUGCAAAACUAUUUUUGACCAGCAGGUGGCGAUUCACUUCAGUAUUUUAUGAGAUUUUUUUCACUUCAUAAUGUGUAUCAUAGAAAAAUGAUUUUUUUUUUUAUAAAACAUGCUACUCUUAACUUUCAUGUUGCCAAUGACAUUUUCAGUGGUGUUUGUUAAAAUUCUGUCUUGUGCCAUGAGUAAUAAAAAGUUAAGUGAA